CAAAUAAAAUCAGUGUAAUCCCUGGAUGUAGACUAUUUGGUUUGAACAGAAGGACAACAGAAGUGGCAACAAUGGCUGUGGCGGGCUGCACAAAAUGCAUAAAAUAUAUGUUGUUUUUCUUUAAUUUUAUUUUCUGGCUGGCCGGAGGUGUGAUCUUAGGAGUGGCCCUGUGGUUACGCCAUGACAGUCAAACCAGCAACCUCCUCAUACUUCAGUUUGAAGGCCAGCAGGCGCCGGGCACCUUCUACAUCAGUGUCUACAUACUGAUCGCUGUCGGAGCUCUCAUGAUGCUUGUGGGAUUCCUCGGAUGUUAUGGUGCCAUUCAGGAAUCUCAAUGUCUGCUAGGGACGUUUUUCUUCUUUCUGGUGAUCCUGUUUGCCUGCGAGGUGGCUGCUGCAAUCUGGGGAUUCAUGAACAGAGACACUAUGUCCAAAGAACUAAUCAAUUUCUAUGACGCCGCAUACAUCAAGGCUGUGGAUGUCUCCGGGUCCCCGAGUAAAGACGCAGCCAUCAGUGUGUUGGGUGCUUUCCACACUACGCUCGACUGCUGUGGGAAAGGUGAUGACACCCCGCUCUUCCAGCAAGUCAAGGCCACCAUAUGCCCUCCAAGAAUACUUUCUUCCCCCAAACCCAAGAGCUGCCAUAGUGAACUCGUCUCUCUGUUCUCCGAGAAGCUCUACCUCAUUGGCCUGGCUGCCUUGGUGGUUGCCGUCAUCAUGAUAUUUGAGAUGAUCUUCACCAUGGUGCUCUGCUGUGGGAUUCGUAACAGCCCGGGAGUUUACUAGGCGCCGAAAGACCAGGAGCAGACCACACCAGAUGAUGUCAGACGGAUCUGUUUCUGUGCUGCUGAAAGCACAAACUGUAUAUUUUCCUAUGUACUUUAGAGUAGAUCCUUUUUUUUAUAUAUUACUCAUUUGUCAUAACUUUCCUUCAGACGGUAACUGACCAGUCUUUAGUUUCUUUUAUACCUUCAGUUUGUUGAAAAAAAUUUUCUCUGGCAGCAUCGUGUCCCUGGGUGUGUAAAUUGUAUUUAAACAAUUGUUUACUAGAAAGUGUGUGUAUGUGUGUGUGUGUGUGUGUGUGUGUGUGUGUGUGUGUGUGUGUGUGUGUGUGUGUGUGUGUGUGUGUGCGUGUGUGUCUGUGUAAAGUGAGGACCUUUUCUUGGUUUCUUAGAAGUCAAGGCCCAGUCCACCUUUUGUGUCUAAACCAAGGAUAUGUAUGUGUGUGUCUGUAUGUGUAAACUGGUUAGUUGUUUAUGUUAUAUCUUGCUGCAGGGUGACAGUGUUAUUUAUUCUGCAGUAAUUAUGGGAUCAGCGAGCAGACUUUUAGUGAUGGUGUGUCUCCUCUUCGAACCUGAUGAAAUAAAAUCAUGCUCUCUCACAUUACUUGUGAAUAACCCCACAUUAAAUAAAGCUAUAACUUUUGUAUGUUCUGCUUACAUAUUGUGCUAAGAAUGCUUAAAAAAAUUAUACCAACACCCCUAAA
Messenger RNA from Fundulus heteroclitus (mummichog), 1485 nucleotides. RefSeq names its product CD81 antigen. The transcript is spliced from 8 exons. The coding region runs from base 72 to 785 and encodes 237 amino acids. Gene Ontology annotation, cellular component: membrane. The record is from RefSeq and is a predicted model, not a curated record. NCBI's taxonomy places the organism in Eukaryota, Metazoa, Chordata, Actinopteri, Cyprinodontiformes, Fundulidae.